Molecule: messenger RNA, 1320 nt
Organism: Vicia villosa (hairy vetch)
Lineage: Eukaryota; Viridiplantae; Streptophyta; Magnoliopsida; Fabales; Fabaceae
Product: B3 domain-containing protein At3g18960-like
Exons: 3
Coding region: 572-1099 (175 amino acids)
Molecular function (GO): DNA binding
Source: RefSeq, a predicted model, not a curated record
GCCAUACUACUUACUUCAUUAAGGAAAGCUUGUAAGCCCUUCACUUAGUUUCUUUCUUCAUAUACUUUAUGUUUGAUCACAUCAUCUUACUUUGUAUUUUGCUUCAACAAAACCAUACCUUAUUUCAACAUUUUAUAAUACCAGCAUCUAUCAUGACAUAUAGUAAAACGAAUUCCAUUUUUUAUAACCAUUAGUCUAAAGAAUCUCCUUCUUUGGUGUUAACUAAUUAUCAACAGUCUCAUUUUUCUUUUUCUUUCUUUCCAUUUUAAUGUUUCAAAUUACAUACUUGUGUAACACGUUUCAACACUCUUGUAAAUUCAACACUGAACACUACAACAUUGCUUCCAUCAUCUGCCUUGCAAUAUUUGGCAUUUUCCCCACACUUCAACCCUAAUUCUAUUAUAGCAUAAAUAGAGGAGGAGAGGUUGUCUCUACAAUCCAUCCUACCUUUGUUUGAACCACAACCCUUAUUCACAACCUCCGACUGCACCGUUGCCUGCAUCUCUUAGAACGGCUGUUGAAACAUAGAAUUGAGGUACUUGUUUUGUUCAGCACUUCAUCAACCAAGCUCAUGGCUACUGAAUAUCCUAAGGCGAACAAGCCAAUCCAGUUUUUCAGGGUCAUAGUUACUGAAAAUCCUUCACAUGGAAAGCUUGUAAAACCUUGUAUGUUACGAAUAAAGUUUGUGAAGAAAUAUGGACAAGGUUUAGCAAAAGUUAUUUGUCUAAAGACUUCCAAUGGGGAAAAUUGGAAAAUAAAUUUGGUGAUCAAUCAUGGCAAAAUAUGGUUUGGAAAAGGUUGGAAGGAAUUUGCACAGUAUUAUUUUCUAGGUCAUGGCCAUUUUCUGGUUUUUAAAUAUCAAAGACAUUCUAAAUUUCAUGUAGACAUCUUUGAUAAUAAGUCUACGCUAGAGAUAGAUUACCCUCCCAUAAGAGUUGAAGCGGAAAAGGUUUCUGAAAAUAAUGAAGAUUUUAGAACAAGUAAGAAGCGAAAAGCAAACUCUUCCUUUGAAUUUGGAAGCACUGGUUGUGCCAAGCAUCAUACUCACAAAAGGAGCAAAGAGUCUUCUCAACAAAAUGAUGAAGCUACUCAAGGAUAAAGAAAGCAAAUAGAAAUCAUCAAUUAUUUUCCUUGUGGUUUUUUGAAAAUUUGAUGUAAUUGUGUUCAAUGAAUUCUAGUUUUAUUUGUAAUUUAGCCUAAUGGCAAGGAAUGUAUUAUGAUAAAAAAAAAUUGAAGUUGAUUAUUUAUGUUAUAUGCUAGACUUGUGUAAUCUUUUGUUUUAUGGUUGAAUACCAUGAGAAAUGUCAUGCUUAAAUUGUU